This is a messenger RNA of Myzus persicae (green peach aphid), 3778 nucleotides long. RefSeq names its product bestrophin-4-like. The coding region runs from base 562 to 2532 and encodes 656 amino acids. The record is from RefSeq and is a predicted model, not a curated record. Gene Ontology annotation, molecular function: chloride channel activity. NCBI's taxonomy places the organism in Eukaryota, Metazoa, Arthropoda, Insecta, Hemiptera, Aphididae. The transcript has 10 exons.
ACAUGCCGCCGCAGUGUCGUGCCGACGUUCGCACGAGCAACUGCAACCAUGAUGGCUACUCGUUGGGAUGUCGUCGGACGCCGGCGCCAGUAGAUUUGUCGCACUCGCGUCCGGGUAAAUUUUUUCGUUCACCUCCCCAGAGUGCCCCGUCGGUCAGAAAACAAAAAACAUUUUGGCGACAAUUUGCCACCGCGUAGACUUAUAACAGGUGCAUUAAUUUUUUUGCUCGUGACGAUAUCAUAAUUAAAUAUUAUACUAUAUUAUAGUUUACGCGCGCCUUACGAUCGCGACUAAACCGUCUGACUUCAGUCCGUCCGCCGACCAUUCUACCGGUGUCGCCGUGAAAACUGUAGCAAUAAUAUUAUACACAUAGUUCGGAAUACCACGUGACUAUAAUAAUAUUAAUUAUCAUAUUUAAAAAUUAUUUUUACCACAUCGUCGACUGCCGUGGUUUUUUAGCAGUACCAUAUAACUGUGUGGUAAUAUAUUAAUAAAUAUAUAAUAUUAAAAUAGUACAUAUUAUAAUAUACGACGACGACGUGACGACAAUAUCGUACAACAAUGACAGUUACUUAUACAGCAGAGGUGGCCACGUGCAGGGGUUUCGGAUGUUUUCUCAAACUACUAUUGAGGUGGCGAGGGAGUAUAUACAAGUUAGUGUGGCCCGAUUUGGCUGCAUUCCUUGUUUGUUAUUAUACUCUGAAUUUGACGUAUCGCUUCGUAUUGAAUCCACAGCAAAAACGAAUAUUUGAAAGCAUAGCCGAUUAUUGCGAAACAUACAGCGACUUGAUACCAUUGUCAUUUGUGCUGGGAUUUUAUAUAUCAAUAAUAAUGCAACGGUGGUGGGACCAAUACUGUUCGAUUCCAUGGCCUGAUCCUAUAGCAGUUUACGUGAGUUCGCAUAUUCACGGACAGGACGAAAGAGGAAGAUUGAUGAGACGAACGAUCAUGCGGUAUGUCUGUUUGGGUCUGACUAUGGUAUUCUCUAAUAUCAGCCCUAGAGUAAAAAAGCGUUUUCCCACACUGGAUCAUUUUGUUGAAGCGGGUUUAUUGUUGGAAAACGAAAAAACGAUCGUGUUGGAUUUAAAUGACAAAUUUCCCAGACACUCUAAACACUGGUUGCCAGUCGUGUGGGCGGCGAGCAUAGUGACCCGAGCGAGGAAAGAAGGACGGAUACGCGACGAUUUCGCUGUAAAAACAAUUAUUGACGAAUUGAACAAAUUUCGGGGUCAGUGUGGUUUGUUACUCAAUUACGAUUCAAUAAGCGUGCCACUCGUUUAUACUCAGGUUGUAACAUUGGCAGUGUAUUCAUUUUUCAUUACAACUGUAAUGGGACGACAAUGGCUGGAUAAACCAGUAAUGCCAUUGGCAAAUCUUAAACACCAAACGGAAUCGAAUCCGGGAAGUUAUAACUAUAUCGAUCUGUAUUUUCCGGUAUUUACUACUUUACAGUUUUUCUUUUACAUGGGAUGGCUGAAAGUGGCCGAAUCGUUGAUAAAUCCUUUUGGAGAGGACGAUGAUGAUUUUGAAGUCAAUUGGAUCAUUGAUCGGAAUGUCCAAGUUUCGUAUCUAAUAGUAGACGAAAUGCAUCACGAACAUCCAGAGUUGAUCAGAGAUCAAUACUGGGAUCAAGUGUUUCCGACAGAAUUGCCAUAUACUGUAGCUGCCGGAGAACGGGAACGACAUCCCGAGCCAUCGACAGCUAACAUAGCUGUCUCAGAUGCAGACGCCGAAUACUCACUGCCACCCAAAGGUUGCGACGACGGACAAGCCCUAGAUGACGACGACGCUAACAGCGGCAUACACUUCGUUGCGACAGCGGGCAGCUACAAGAGAUCAAACAGUCUGUUGCGCGGUCGUCCCAUAUCGUCGCACAGCUCCAACGAUCACCACCACCAUCUCAACAACCAGAGCGUGGCUAGCUCGCUAAACCGCGUCGGUUCGGUCACGUCCAUAUUGAAAAAUCUGUUCAAACGCACCGGUGGUACAUCCGCCCAGUUAGCUGGCGACGGACUGUUAUCAAGGGUAUCGAGCAGCAAUAGAUUGCCAGGCAGUAGCUGGCAGAGCCAAGAAAGUUUACAGAGUAGCAGUAGUAAAUUACUACAACAACAGUUUGGUAGUGUUCGAAUCGCCGAUCAGGUGAUUGAGGAAUUAGAUGAACAAAUGACAAUUACAGCAGGGGGGCGCCUAGAGAGGCGCAGUGAAAAACCAAACGUGCGCACAGUAUUCCCACCUCAACCGCCAUUGCCGAACGACUCUGCAUCAUCAAAUUUAUCAAACAUCACAUACACGGAAGUAUUAUCAACUAACGACGAUUUUGGCUAUCAGGAUGGAAAACAGGAAGAUACAUUGAUGCGCAGUGAUAGUGAUAGUAGCAACCACCAUACACCUAGUACAUCUAGUUUAUUGUUUGUUGUCGAACCAGUGGUGAGCCAACCCCAUACUAUAAACAAUGAAGUGCCUAACAGUAGGACUUCUUCAGUUACUCAUGAUUAUGAAACAUCUAGACGGACACCUGACCAUCAUGACUAGUAUUUUAUUGAUUAUUUUAUUUUUAUUUAGAAAAUAUACACACAUAUUAUAACAAUAAACAAGUCAUUUCAAAAUAUUUAAGUGAAGUAUAUUUAAGAAAUGUGAUUAAAAUGUACAAUAUAAUAUUACAAGCUAUUAAAUAUUAUUUUUUUACUUCUCUUGAACUAGAUUGCUUUAAAUAUUAUAUUUUUUAAUUUGCUUAAUGUUGAAUGUUUUUUCAGUUCUCACGGUGUAAAAACUGAAAAAAUGUGAUUUUUCUAAAAGUUUUAAUUUUACUUGUAUCAAAUACAAAAAUUAAUUCAGGUACCAUAAACUUAUAAAAUACAAAAAGUUAAAUUAUAACAAAAAUCUUUUGGAAUUUAUUUUAAAAUCUAUACUUUAACAGUAAAAUGUUUGACUCUGAUUGUACAUACAUAUUUUUAUUUUUCUGACUUACAACAGUAGGUAAAAAAAAAUCACAUUAUGAAAGCUAUGAUUAAGACUCAAACAUAAAGAUGUUACAAAUUUGUCUUACAAAUAAUUAUAAGUUGGAACAAAAUUAAAUAUGAACUUACAAAUUUAACAUCUAAAUAUCUAAUAUUAGCUUACAGACACUACACAAUAAAUUAAUAAUUGAAUUGGAAAUUAUGAAUUACUUUUUAUGUAUUAUUUUUAUUGCAGGCAUCCAAAAAUGUAUUUAAGUAACUACAAUUACACAGAUAAAGGUACUACUGAUAAAGAUACCAAUUUCAAAAAUAUAAACGGUAUUUUAAAUCGCUAUCGUGAAUAUAAUAGUAUCUAUUUAGGAUAUAAUGAACAAAAAUAAACAUGAGUCUAUACUAUACAGUAUAAUAACUUAAUAACCUAACCUAAGCUUUAUUAAAACUAUGACAAAGAUUCAAGCAUAUUCAUGCAUCUGAACUUGUCUUAAAAACUAAUAUGAUCAUUGCUACUUUUCAUUAUGAAUACCAUUGAAUUCAUUUGAUGCUUUUAUAUUAAAUAUGUACACCUACUAAGAUUUCUUAAAACUAUGACAAAUUUCAGGCACAUUUGAGCCUCUGAACUUGUCUUAAAACUAAUAGCAGUGAGUCUCACGUGUCUAUACUAUGCAGUAUACUAAACUAACCUACACAUUAAGAAAAUAAUAAAUACAAAUUAAGGACUAUGAAUAAUAAUUAAUAUUUUUUGAUUUUUUUUUUUUUCCAUAUAACAAAUUUAAUCUUAGAAUUCACUCCUGUAAGCAAAUGUAGUUUGAUUUUACCUCUUA